Messenger RNA from Prosopis cineraria, 4269 nucleotides. Its product is annotated as COP1-interacting protein 7. Lineage: Eukaryota; Viridiplantae; Streptophyta; Magnoliopsida; Fabales; Fabaceae. The record is from RefSeq and is a predicted model, not a curated record. Gene Ontology annotation, biological process: response to light stimulus; positive regulation of DNA-templated transcription. The transcript is spliced from 9 exons. The coding region runs from base 277 to 3753 and encodes 1158 amino acids.
UACCACCUUGUAUCUCUACAUGCUCUUUCUACACAAACAUUUCUUCUCUGAACCGAAGGAGACAACAGGUUCUGUUGGACCCACAUUUGAAACUCCACAAAUUCCCCUGCCAUUCCCACACUCUCUCACUCACCCUCCCCCCAUGUGCUUCUUCUUCAUCUUCUCUUUCAUUCCAUGUGAAGCAAGCAUCUCACAAACCCAGGGACUGGCAUAAAGGGUCCUAAUCAAACUCCGACUGGACUGAGAUUUCGAAUUGAUUGUCAUUCUCCCUUGGAUAUGGACCCCCGUACUCGUAUCGAUCACGCGCUUUUUCAGCUCACCCCAACUCGCACCAGAUGUGACCUCGUUGUUGUUGCUGGAGGUGUGAGUGAGAGCGUAGCUUCAGGGCUCUUAGAACCGUUUCUUGCUCAUCUCAAGACCGCAAAGGAUCAGAUUUCGAAAGGUGGGUAUUCUAUUGUUCUUCGCCCUCCAGGUGCUCACGCUCCAUGGUUCACCAAAGCCACCCUCCAGAGGUUUGUGAGAUUCGUAAGCACGCCAGAAGUAUUAGAAAGGCUUGUGACAAUAGAGAAAGAGAUUGAGCAGAUUGAAGGUUCUAUUCAAUCAAGUGAGAACAGCAGCGUGGGAGCUGAGGCAGAAGAUUGGAACUCCAAAAGGUCAAAUACUAUCUCCAAGCUGAAAGAUGAACUUAAUGGAACCAAUCAAGUUGAAUGUGAAGAAAAUUCCAGGGUUCGCCUUCAACGUGUUUUGGAUAAUCGUAAAGCAAUGCUUCGCAAAGAGCAAGCAAUGGCAUAUGCUCGUGCUUUAGUUGCAGGAUUUGACUUGGACUCCUUAGAUGAUCUCAUAUACUUUGCUGACACUUUUGGAGCAUCUCGUUUAAGGGAAGCAUGCAUUAAUUUCCUAGAACUGUGCAAGCAGAAGAAUGAAGAUAGGCUCUGGAUAGAUGAGAUAGCUGCAAUGCAGGCACAUUCACAUCCAGAAUUGCCAUACUUGAGAACAUCAGGAAUUAUACUAGCUGGUGAAGCUAAUGAUCCUGGUGGGAAGCAAAAUGGCUUAGUUGAUGCAUCAGUCUCUGAGUCAACCCCAAGCCAUGCAAGUCUGGACAUUAAUCAAGACAAUGGCUUGCCAACGUCAGCUCAAACACACUUAACAGAUGGAAGGACUCUAAGGCCAGUGCCAUGGCCAAAUCAUCUUCCCCCGUAUCACCAUUUUCAGGGUCCUGUCUUUCAACAAAUGCCACCUUAUCCAGGCUAUCUGUACCCUGGUAUGCAGGUUCCCUCCUCAUAUUUUCCAGGAAAUGUGCAUUGGCCUCCAAACAUGGAAGAUUCCCAUUCUGUCAUUGACCAAGAGCUGGAUGAUCAUCGGAAUCGUAAAGAAUCUAGUAAAAAGAAGAAACAUUCCCAAGCACAGGACAAUUCUGAAGAAUAUGAAUCAACUGCCUCUGACAACUCUAGUUAUGGGAGUGAUUCAGAGAAACGAGCUAAACAUGGAAAAAAGAAACUUGGAAAGAAGUCCUCAAGGAAGGUUGUUAUCCGCAAUAUUAAUUAUAUAACCUCUAAUGGAGAUGGUGAAAAGGGUAGUGUCUCAGAGGGGAGUUUGUCAAAUAAUGAAGAAUACAUCAAUGGGGAUUCCCUAAAGCAUCAAGUAGAGGAAGCUCUAGAUUCGUUGGAGAGAAGACACAAGUCAACCUCCCGUCAUCACAAGAAAAGAGAUAGGACAAAACUCCCUGGCAAGCAAAACGGUAGUGCUACUGGUCAGGAAACUAGAGCAGUAACUAAAGACAAUGACAACUGGGGUGCUUUCCAGAGUCUUCUUUUGAGAGAAGAGGAGCCUACAUCUGGUGCACAAAAGCAUCCUUUACAGUUUGAGGACGAAUAUGCUGGGAAUAAAAAUUUUGAGCAUGAAGGGUCAUCUGCAUUCCAAUUAAAAUCUGACAAAGUGACGAAAGCAGUUUCAAAUGAUUCCUUUAUUGUGGCGGGUGGAAAAUUUGACUGUGGGAAUCAAACUCGUAUUGAAUACUAUAAGGAAGGCAAUGAUGGAUUUCCUAUUGUGAAGAAAAUAAAUAGCACAGAUGAGGAGUUUCUGUUUUCACAGAGAAAUGAAGAAUCAGGGAACUAUACUUCUGUUCUACCUAGCUUUGGCACAGUGUCUUCCCUCACUAAAUGCCAUAAAGAAGAGGACUGGUUCAUUGUCAGCCAGUCAGGUAAACCAGCAAAUGAAGAUAAAAACAAAGAUUUUAGUAUUUUCAAAGGGGAUUCCAUUUCAUCAUCAGCUACUGGCGGUUCUCAUGCUGGAAACAACAACAAAGGUGUAGUGGCCGAUGACUCUUUCAUGAUCCAAUCUCGUUCAUCAGAAAACCAGUUCAGUUCUCUAUCAGCAGCACAAAUGAGCUUGGAUUCAGACAUUAUUUCUACGGAAUUGGCAAACAGCAGGCAAGAAAGUUUGCAAAAUAGGAAUGAAAAAGUAAAUGCCCAUGAGCCAAAUGAUCUUUUUAUGGUGCUUGAUCGUGAAACAGCUGUGGAGCAGAGAGUGGGACCUUGGACUUUAGAGAUGGACUAUGAAAAUGACAUUUCGUCAAAAGAACAAAAUAGCAAGUCUUUGAAUGUUGAAGCAGAUGAAAAGCAGCUGUCGAACACUAAGGGCACAGAUACCAAAACUUCUGGAGUUCGAACUGGGAAAGUUUUGAGUAAAGAGAUCAAGUCUAAAGCCCUAAAUGGAUCUCUUGGGAAGAGCAGAUCUGAUAUCACAUCAAGAAGCAAAGCAUCCCCGGGAAGCAGAACCACAACAGUGAAGAGCAAAUAUGAAAAGGAAGAAGAAAAUAGAAAGAGAAGGGAGGAGCUAAUGAUUCAGCGCCAGAAAAGAAUUGCCGAAAGAAGUUCUAAGACGGGAACAGGAAAUAAGACUUCCUUAACUUCAGUAAAGAAUGAGAAGCCUAAUCAUCCAUCUACGGAGGAAAUGAAGAAAUUGCACAAACCAGUCCUCAGGAAUUCAACUAUUGAGCGCCUUGCUGCUGCUCGAGUAAGUCAGAAGGCUUCACUGCCUCGAGCAAAAUCUGGUACAACAAAGAAACCUCCCUCGAAGGCAAAUGGGCUUCCUCCAAAAAAGACUGCUAGUGCAGAAAAGAAAAAACUGGGUCCCAAAGAAGUCAAAUCUUUGAAUAAAAAAGAUGACAAGAAGCACCAAAAUGGAGUCCUUCCUUCUGGCACUAAUGCUCAGACUCCACAUGACAUUGAAGGUGAAUUAGUGUUGCCAUCAAAACAUAGUGCUACCCAAUCUGUUGAACCAAAUGAUUUCAAUGUUGGAUUAAAAGACAUUACAGAGAUACCCAGGACUUCUACAGAGAACAAUGCAGGACAUUUGAUUUCAGAAAGAGAUUCCAUGCUUGAAAACUCUAUGCCAAAUCAAGGUCGCACAUUUGGAACAAAUCUGUCAAAAGUUGAAGUACUGGACAAGAUAUCUUCAGCUCCUAGAGAAGAUAAACCAGAAAAUGCUGCUGAUGUGAUCAUAAAUCCUAAAGCAGCAUCACUGGACAAUGCUAUAACUGUGUCUUCUGUGGAUUCCAAGGUCUAUCAUGAAUCACAUGAAAAUUCUCCUGCCUCAACUAAAAUAUCUGGGAUAGAAAUUUCCACCCCUCCACCUACUGGUGGCUUGAUGUCAGAACCGGUCCAUUCCCGGAAGAAAUGGAACAGUGGUGAGGAUUCUUCUAAAGCUGCAAAAGGGUUUCGUAAGCUUCUUUUCUUUGGGACAAAAAGUUGAGAUACCUCUGUAGACUGAUGUUGUGAAAAUUUGUUUAUGACAAGCAACUGAAGAGUUCUGAUUACUUAGAAGCCCUUGUUACCCGUUCUUUGGGCUACUCAACUACCGGUGUGAAGACAGUUUCUUCAUAAGAAAUGGUCAUCAAUAUCAUAUUGAAGAUUGUAGCUAUUUUACUGCUUGCCAGACAUAACAAUAAGCUGUCAUGUGCAGGGAUUUGUUUGUAAUGUAACUUAUAUGGCAUAUCCUCUGAAGAAAAGGUCACGCAGGCAAUCGUUACUUUGUACGGGGCUGAUUCUCUUUUGUGAAUGCCAGAAGCUGUAACGUUCGUUCUGCAUUCAGAUUUCAUAUUAAGGUUCUUUUGUUUUUUUUUUUUUCAAUUUAAAUUGGGAAGAUUUUUUUUUUUUUCAAUUUUUGAUGUUGGGGGUUUUUUGUAAUGAAGCUUCAUUCUGUGCAUUCAAGGAACAUGUGCUUGAUUAUCCAUCACAAUAUGAAAUAAAAUUUUAUACCUUAAAUUUA